AUGCCUUCCACAGUUCUCGGCAAGAGGACUCGCAGCUCUGCCCGCACAGCAAAGCCAGCAGACGUCACUCCCAUCUCGAAGCGCGCGACACGGCAGACGGCGUUUGUCAUCCUCGAUGAAGCAGAAAACGAGAACCCUUUUAUCACACCGAACAAGCAGAAUGCGCACAUCGAGCAUGAGUCGGAUGUGGAGAUGGGCGAGGACGCUGAGGAGGAGCCGUGCACAAAACGCGGAAGGAGAACCCGCGCAACACCUGCCAAAACUGUUGUAUCGCGCCUGCCACUGUCAGCUGCGAAAGAGAAUUCGCCUGCGAAAGUGCCUGCUCGAACCCCAGAGAGGAUCUCGUGCACGCCCUCGACUCCUCGGCACCGCGACGCACUCUCAAGCAAGGUCGCAGUCACCCCCUCGCGACGCCUUAUCAUCGCUGGCCGACCAUUGACGCCUCGCACACCGCAUACAUCCGGCACACCUCGAAGCACAGCACUCACAGUCUACAACGAAGCGCGCCAAGUCUUCGCACGCGGAUCUGCACCCACCGUUCUGUUCGGACGCAACACCGAGCGCGCCGAGCUCCAAACUUUCGUCUCCACAAGGGCAAAGAGCAAGAAGUCUGGAUGCAUCUACGUUUCGGGCCCGCCAGGUACCGGCAAGAGCGCCUUCGUCAACAAUGUGUGCCGAGCAGUCGCGACCGAUGCAUCUGUCAAGACGGGCUACAUCAACUGCAUGAGCGUCAAGAACGCCGUGGAUAUGUACAGAGUACUGCUUGAAGAGUUUAUGGACAUCACAGAGAUCACUGAAGGAGAUGAGAUGGAGAAGCUUAGGCGACUGUUCAUGCAGCGCAAGAUAUCCUAUAUUGUCACGCUCGAUGAAGUCGACCACCUGCUCGAGCUGGACAUCGAUCUCCUAUACAACAUCUUCGAGUGGUCUUUACAUAAGUCCUCGGGCUUGGUCCUCGUAGGUAUCGCAAACGCACUCGACUUCACAGACCGCUUUCUCCCUCGACUAAAGGCACGUGGAUUGAAGCCUCACCUUCUUCCAUUCCUUCCAUACACCGCACAACAAAUCUCCUCGGUCAUCACCUCGAAGUUGAAGGCACUACAACCAGCUGGAGCAGAUCAACUGCCCUUCAUCCAUCCGACCGCGAUCAUGUUUUUGUCCAAGAAGGUCGCUGCACAAUCGGGCGAUCUGCGUAAAGCUUUGGAUAUAUGUCGGAGAGCAAUCGACCUGAUCGAGGCCGACACACGGAACCAACAUGCCAUAAAGGCUGCCGAAAUCACACCUUCUCCAACACCGUCUCCCUCGAAGACGCCGUUGAUCGAGAACAUCAAUCUCUCGUCAGCGGCGGUCAGGCCUCCGUCCAAGCAAACAGCGCAGCAUGCGCUUGUGGCCUCUUUGGCGCAGCUCACCGCCGAGACCGCCCCUCGGGCUACCAUCGCCCAUAUGGCCAAGAUUACCGCUGCAGUCUUCAGCAAUGGUACCACACAGCGCCUUCAGAACCUCAACCUCCAGCAGAAGGCUGUCCUCUGCUCUUUGUCGGCCAUGGAGCGGAAGAAGCGCGCUUCAGCCGGUGACAGCGUCCUGAGUACACCAUCAAGACUACACAACACCGCUCCAACCAUAAAAGAGCUGUUCGGAGCCUACACGUUACUCUGCAGACGCGAGAAUGUUCUUCACCCCCUCACUAGCACCGAGUUCCGCGAUAUUGUCGGUAGCCUAGAGACGCUUUCGCUCGUCUCGGCCGUUGAGGGCAAGGCUGGUUCGCUUGUGGCUGACGCUGGUACGCCAAGCAGAAGAGGCAGGAAGACGAAUGGGUUUCCCGGUGUCGUCGUGGAGGAUCGUAGGGUUGCAAGUGCUGUAGGCACUAUUGAGCUUGACAAUGCUCUUACUGGCGCCGGCAGCAGUAUUCUGAAGGGUAUUCUGUACGAUAACUGA
Messenger RNA from Didymella exigua CBS 183.55, 1932 nucleotides. Its product is annotated as cell division control protein Cdc6. Gene Ontology annotation, cellular component: nucleus. Bases 1 to 1932 code for a protein of 643 amino acids. Gene Ontology annotation, biological process: cell division; mitotic DNA replication checkpoint signaling; DNA replication initiation. The record is from RefSeq and is a predicted model, not a curated record. The transcript is spliced from 2 exons. Gene Ontology annotation, molecular function: DNA replication origin binding; ATP binding; ATP hydrolysis activity. Lineage: Eukaryota; Fungi; Ascomycota; Dothideomycetes; Pleosporales; Didymellaceae.